AUGGGAGUUGACGUAGACCCCCUNGACCCCCUGUCGCAUGCCGUGGCCCUGCACACCCUGUUGAAUCGAGCGCUCUCAACGUUGGAUGAUGCCGCGCAUUCGGAUUUACUGCUUGAUCGCUUCAUGGGGAGCCUGCCGGAAGAUUUACGCGAGGCGGCAUGGAUAUUGAAUGUGGAGAAGACCAUUUAUGNAUUUAUGUAUUCAAACUGA
Echinostoma caproni is the source of this 210-nucleotide messenger RNA. NCBI's taxonomy places the organism in Eukaryota, Metazoa, Platyhelminthes, Trematoda, Plagiorchiida, Echinostomatidae. The record is from the annotation of a GenBank genome assembly.